Messenger RNA from Leptinotarsa decemlineata (Colorado potato beetle), 909 nucleotides. It is a transcript of the gene SPR, whose product is annotated as G protein-coupled sex peptide receptor. The record is from RefSeq and is a predicted model, not a curated record. Gene Ontology annotation, cellular component: membrane. Gene Ontology annotation, molecular function: G protein-coupled peptide receptor activity. Gene Ontology annotation, biological process: G protein-coupled receptor signaling pathway. Lineage: Eukaryota; Metazoa; Arthropoda; Insecta; Coleoptera; Chrysomelidae.
UUGUUUUGUUUCAGAUAGCACCAGAGAGCGGAUACAUGGAAGAAAGACCUGAAAGGAAAGUGAUUAAAAUUCCGCGUAACCCGAUUAUCUCGAAUUAAACUACCUCGUUCCACGCUAAUAAUCCAGCGAUUCAGGUCGUUUAAUCUCAAUUAAAACUCGACGUUACGCUAACUGUCUCCUGAUUAAUCUAGAAUAAACCGAAUAAAAAUGCCCUGAACGCGAUGACGAACUUCAAAUUCCUCUCCGGUAAUUUCCCUGAUUAACUGUCGAGUGUCAAAAACGAUGGCGGAAAACACCACUAUCAACGCCACCUUGGAAUGGGCAACUCCAGCCUCCAACCUCACACCUAGUUACAUCAACAUCACCGAAGAAAUGCCCAUCGGCUACGCAGUGCCCUUGUAUGGUUACGUCAUGCCCUUCUUGUUUGUCAUAACGAUCGUUGCCAAUACUCUCAUUGUCGUGGUGUUGAGCAAGAGGCAUAUGAGGACCCCGACGAAUGUGGUGCUGAUGGCCAUGGCCCUCUGUGAUAUGUUCACGCUGCUGGUGCCGGCUCCGUGGCUGAUAUACAUGUACACUUUUGGCAACCAUUACAAGCCUCUGGGACCAGGCAGGUUGUGUUAUACCUGGAACGUAAUGCAUGAGAUAAUCCCAAACAUGUUCCACACAUCGAGCAUAUGGCUGACCUUGGCCCUGGCAGUCCAGAGGUACAUCUACGUAUGCCACGCGCCCUUGGCGAGAAAAUUCUGUACUUUGCCGAACGUGUACAAGUGCCUGGCCAACAUUAUGUUUUUCGCCGCUCUCCAUCAAGGGUUUCGAUUUUUCGACACGGAAUAUGGAACGGUUAGUAUUUUUCCUUUCAUCCGCAAACUUGCAUUGUUCUUUCAUCUCAAGGCUGUCGGGUAUCUAUAA